Cololabis saira (Pacific saury) is the source of this 7434-nucleotide messenger RNA. RefSeq names its product mediator complex subunit 1 (gene med1). The transcript has 16 exons. The coding region runs from base 9 to 5408 and encodes 1799 amino acids. The record is from RefSeq and is a predicted model, not a curated record. Gene Ontology annotation, cellular component: mediator complex. Gene Ontology annotation, biological process: regulation of transcription by RNA polymerase II; cellular response to thyroid hormone stimulus. Gene Ontology annotation, molecular function: nuclear retinoic acid receptor binding; transcription coregulator activity; nuclear thyroid hormone receptor binding. Lineage: Eukaryota; Metazoa; Chordata; Actinopteri; Beloniformes; Belonidae.
GCGGGACAAUGGCGGCCGGGCCCGGGGCUUCUCUGCAGAGCAGUCCUGCCACGGAACUCUCUCUCUCGGUUCAGCAGGCUGGAAAUCUCACCCUAGUAGAUCGGACAAAGGCAGAAGAUGUCACAGAAGCAGAAAAGCAGGGUCGCAUGGCUGUUCUGCUGGAGAAACUUCAUGCCAAACACAAUGCUUCUCGACCGUGGCAGGAAACCUACAAGGUUGUGCGUCAGGCCAUGGAGAAACGCGGUGGGAUGAAUGCAGCAGGUCACCAGCUCCUGCUCAACUGCUUGGAGACCCUGCAGAGAGCAUUGAAAGUCUCCUCUCUCCCGUCUAUGACAGAUCGUCUAGAAUCUAUUGCUCGACAAAACAUGUUGGGCUCCCAUGUCAGUCCAUCUGGGACAGAGUGCUACAUCUCAUCAGAAAAGUUUUAUGUGGAGGUGCAGCUAGACCCAAGUGGGCAGCUUGUCGAUGUCAAAGUGGCUCAUCAGAGAGAAAACCCGACGAGUUGUCCUGAGCUCAUUCAGCAUCUAAGGGAAAAGAAUUUUGAAGAAUUUUCAAAACAUCUCAAGGGACUGGUUGAUAUUUACAAGCUUCCAGGAGACAAUAAACUGAAAAAGACAUAUAUAGCUCUGCAGUCUCUGGAGCUUGAUCUCACCAAGAUGAUGCACAUGUAUAGGUUAGCAAGCAAUGCCAAUACACUGAAAACUAUUCUCCACGGGAGCGUGGGUUUCUUGACUGCCAAGAGUGGUGGCCAUCUGGUUUCUCUUCAGUGCUACGUGUCCCCGUAUGACAUAUUUGAUGAAGAAACUGGUACACAGCUCAACUUAACGGACAACAAUGUCCCAUGUUCUCUGGGUGUCAGUGUCUCUGUGACUAUUGAGGGAACUUCUGCUGUGUACAAGCUCCCAAUCGCUCCACUCAUCACUGGUUCGCAUCCAGUUGACAACAAAGGCACACCUUCUUUUUCCACUGUAACCAACUCCAACUGUGUGGACCUGCCAGCUUGCUUUUUCCUCAAGUUGAACCGCCCCAUACCUUUCUCACUUUCCUUUAUAAUGAGGAUGGGAAAUGCUACUUCAAUCCCAGUGUUUGAGACUCCACCCAACGUCUCAUCACUCUACCAGCUGAUUGUUCAGAGCCAGCUCCAGCUUCAGGAGGAGGGCAGCUCUCUACCCACACCCUUGAACAACAUGCACUUUUAUUCUGUCUUGCCUGACCAGCAGCACUGUUAUUUCCUGAAUGGCGAUGCUCCAGUCCAAGAUGGCCAUUCUCUUCAAGGAUCAAUGGUGUCCAAGAUCCCUUUCCGCCACCCAGCACAAGUGCCGCUCUUGCUAGACAUCAUUCGCCACCAGGCAGUCUAUAAUACCUUGAUAGGCAGUUGUGUCAAAAGAACUUCUAUCAAAGAAGACAGUGCAGGCCUGUUGCAGUUUGAAGUUUGCCCUCUCACAGACUCAAGUUUCAGCGUCUCCUUUCAGCAUCCAGUCAAUGAGUCAUUAGUCUGUGUGGUGAUGGAGGUGUCUGAAACCAGAGAAGUGACCUGCAGGCUUUUUAAAGGACAGUCAGAUGCUCUGAUCUGUACCGAUGAAUUCAUAACCAAAGUGGUCCAGAGAUGCAUGUCCAUACCUGUUACCAUGCGAGCCAUCCGGAGGAAAGCUGAGACCAUCCAGGCAGACACUCCAGCUCUCUCGUUAAUUGCGCAGACAGUGGAAACAAUGGUGAAAAAUAACUUGGCACCAUCCAGUAGUCCCGCCUAUAACAUGGCAGCAGGAGAUGGCAUGGGGCUCCCUGGCCUAACAGGGAGCAACACACCCACGGGUGCAGGACCGAUCUCUACUCUGUUUGGAAUGCCCCGUACGGAGAGGCAGGGCCCGGGAGGAGAGUGUCUCACCCCGGGAGGGAGCUCGGGCCAGCAACAGCAGCAGGGUCAAGGUCACUCAGAUGACUACAACAAAGUCACUCAGAAUCCAAUACUGACAAGUCUCUUACAGAUAACUGGAAGUGUGGGAUCCAGUCCCAGCUCCCAGAAUGCACCGCCACCCCACCAAACUCCACCCCCAACAUCGUCUCCUGCCAGCAAUACAAAAAAUCAUCCAAUGUUAAUGAACUUAUUGAAAGACAACCCCACGCAAGAUUUUGCAGCACUGUAUGGUUCGAGUCCAUUAGAGAGACAGAAUUCUUCAUCUGGUUCCCCACGGCCAGAUGGCAUGGGCGGAGCCUGCCCCGGAGGUAACGCAAAGGGGAAGAAGAAGAAUCGACUCCGGGUAAAUGAAAAAGGUGGAGGUGGACCAGGAACAAGUGGUGGACCUGGCGGGAUGGGCAUGAAACCUCAACACUCCUCUAUGCCGCAGCAUCACCAGCACCAUUCAGUUACUCAUGAGGACGACUUCCACCGGGAGCUGCUCUCCAUGGACGUGGACGCUUCUCAGAACUCUAUCUUUGAUGUUAAUCUAACCGGUGACGGCCUUGAUACACCCCAUAGCAUCACUCCAGCUCCCAGCCAGUGUGGAACACCACCCCCUGUCUCCAGCAUGCCUUACUCACAAGCUCAUGUCCAGUCUCAGCAGCCGGCAGGUGCUGCACCACCUCGCAUGGUCCGCCUAUCCAGCUCUGAUAGCAUUGGACCCGAUAUCACAGAAAUCCUGCAAGAUUUACCCGAGCAAACUGGCAAAGGCAGCAGUGGCAGCCACGGGCAGCACCCCACGGGCAGCGGUGGAGAAGAUGGAGGCCCUCUGGGUACUCCCAACCGUGACUCCUCCAGCUCUGGUCAGGGAAGUGCAGUGUUUGACUCAGCUGACAUCUUUAAUGCCAAUAGCAAUGAAAACCCCUUUACAGAUGCAGCUGACCUUAUUGCUGAGGUAGGAGUGGCUGCGACUGCUGCCACCCCCAACAGUGACACUUCUUCCACCAACUUCUUUCCUGACGCAUCAGACUUCAACCCUGACCUUCUGACCUCAGGCCAUGGUUUCUCCCAAAACUACUUUGAUGACAGCUCUCCGAGUGCUGAUGGAGACAUGGACCUGGUCAAAGGCUUUGGGGGAAGCAGCCAGCAGAAUACUCCAGCGGGAACUCCUCAGAAUCCCACUCCACAUGGACAGAGCACCCCAGAACCCUCACUGAAGGAUCCAUUUGAUAUGGGCAUAGUGUUUGGAGGCAGCAGCGGUGGGGGUAAACCCCCUCUGGGGCAUGCUCCAGACUUGGGAGACACAAAUGGUGCAGGGUCGCAGAGUCCCCUCAUGAUGGGGCUUGGUGUCGGCUGUACUGAUUUCAAAAGUUCAGAACCCAAAGUUAAACAACAGCAGGGUAUCGUACGGCCAAAGGAUGACAAUGGGGGCAGUGGAGGAAGCAGUACCGGGGUUGGGAUGGGAAUAGGGAGUAGCUCAACAGAGGGGAAACAGGUUAAAAGAAGCAGGACCCCAUCUAGUGAGGGAAAGUCCAAAGAGAAGCCUCCAAAACGCAAAAAGCUGGAUCCCGAUGGAAAGUCCCCCUCUCACAGCUCAGGAGGGCGGCCUUACACGCCCCCUAGUGGAGGUUCAGGCUCCGGGGGAAGCAUAAGUGGAGGAGGCUCGAAGUCUCCUGGCAGUUCAGGAAGGUCGCAAACUCCCCCCGGAGGUGCCACACCUCCAAUUCCCAAAAUAACUAUUCAGAUCCAAAAGGGAACCAUAACUGGUGGGAAAACAUCGUCCCACAGUGGCUACACCUCCAGCAGCUCUGCAACGAGCAGCACGGGGAGUGCAGGAGGAACCGGCGGGAGCAAAAGCCACCAUUCACACUCCUCUUCUUCUGGGAAGAUCAAGUCUAAAGAAGGAUCGAUGAAUCAAGGAAAUAACUCCAAGCCAGGGGGCGCUGGAGGAAGUGGUGGCUCAUCUCAGUUAAAAGGUUCCUCUCAAGGAAUGGGCAUUGGCAAGCCGGGGUCCUCCCCCAUCACUAAACACGGCUUGUCUGGGCCCGGUGGAACUGGAGGGGGAAUUGGAGGUGGUAAUAAAAUUAAACCUCAAGGAGGAAAGCCUCCUGGGUCACUCAUGAAUCCCAACAUAAAGCCCAACAUCUCCCCCUCCCAUUCCCGCUCCAGCAGCUCUGGGGAUAAAUUGUCCUCCCCGAUGAAAAUGCAGCAGUCCCAGGUUCCAGGAACCCCUCCUUCUUCUAAGGCCAAGUCUCCAAUGGGCUCAGGAGGCGGCAGCUCUGGUGGGUCAAAGUCUUCCUCCGGUGGAGGUACGAGUUCACAGAAGCCAAUCGGUGGGGGCUCUUCCUCUGGUUCCACGUCUUCCUCUUCAUCCUCCAGCUCCUCGUCUUCCUCUGGUUCUAUGGGCUUUUCUGGAGGCUCCCAGUCUCAGUACGGGAGUGGAGGUGGAGGGGGAGGAGGAGGCUCAGGUGGAGGAGGUGGAGGAGGUAGUGGCGGUGGUGGUGGAGGAGCUGGUCAGAACAAUUCAAAUAACCCCAAUGCCAAAGGGAAGUCCCCCAGUCGAAACAAAAAACCCUCUCUAACAGCCGUCAUCGACAAGCUGAAGAGUGUGGGUGGAGGAGGAGUGGAGGACGGGUGUGAGGUCGGGCCGCCGGCUGGGGGAACUGGUUCAACUUCUGCUCCCGGUGGGCCUGGAAGCGUUCCUAGUGGAUCUACCAACAUGGGCUCUUCCAAGCAUUCGUCAUCCUCUCAAAGCGGAGAAUAUAAGCGUGAAAAGUCUGAUAAAGAGGCAAAAGCCAAAGUAUCGGUUUCUGGUGGGAAUAGUGGGGAUAAGAAGAUGAUGGACCCAAAAGCAGGUGGAGGAGGUGGGAACACUCUUGCCAAAAUUAUCAUUAGUAAACCAGAUGGUGGUUCACCGAGCAUCAAGGCUAAAUUAACACUUCAAAAAGCGAGCGAAGGCUCUAAUGACUCUAUGCGUCCACAAAUUUCUAGCCUGAAAGCUUCGCCCCUCUUCAGCGGCUCUACUCCCAAGCAUGACCGCUCGUCGCCCAGCCACAGCCGCUCACCCGGAUACACCCCGCUCAAUAACGACAGCGAGAGCGAGUCGGGCAGCAGCUCGGUGGCAGAGAAGUCCCACCAGAACAGCCCCAGCUCAGAUGACGACCAAACCAUGCGCCCCCUCCCGCCUCAGGAUUACAUGAGCUCCAUGUCCCUCAGCUCAGGAGAGAAGCACAAAAAACACAAGAAGGAGAAAAAGAAGCAAAAAGAAAGAGAACGCGAAAGAGACAGAGACCGAGAAAGAGACAGGGAGAAGGAGAAAAAGAAGUCCUCUGUAUCCAUGGGGCCGUCCUCACAUCCAAUCAAAACAGACAGUUGGUCACGGUCCCCCAUCUCCGCUUCAGAUUCAUCUCUGUCCAUGCUCGGCUCCGAUCGGCCGUCCCGGUCCAGCCCAAUGUACAUGAGAAAAGAGGAUGACGACCUCAUGGACUCGGCCCUCAUCGGGAACCUUUGAUCUAAGCUGGAUCAGAUAUUUUAGGAUUUUGUUGCAUUUUAACACAUGCCUUUUAACAUGCAAAGUUAACUUCUAUUUAUUGAACUCAAGCUGCAAACUCAAACCUGAAAAGGAAGUCUUAGCUCUGAGUGAUCUUUGGCCUGAAAAAUGUUUAUUUUAUUGUCCUUUUUUUAAUCGUAUGACUAUCAUGUAACGUCAUAUGAUUGAAAUUCAACUUUUAUUGGAUGCAACAUGUCCAAGGCCACCUCACAGUACCAGCUUACAAUAGCUGUACUACAGAAGUGGGUUUGAACAGUACAUUUUCUGUGAAGUGGAUGUUAUUUUUGUCUUUUCUGUGACAUCAGAAGGUUUUUACUGUCGUGUUCUUUACAAAUACAUCUUUAAAAAUGCAUAUGUCGUUAAAGACAUACCAGAUCAUUACGAUAUUGUAUGUUCUCAAAAAAAACCUUCAUAAAUAUCCGAUGGAAAUGUGCUGUAAAGCGAUUAAAAGUGCAGUAUCCUUUUGUCUUAUUUUUCAGAUACAAGAGAAAAUGUUUAGAUUUUGCUACAUAGUGAUGUGUUCAUGUGUAAGUUAGUGUAGGUUAAACAUGAGAAGGAGAAAGAUGGACAAAGACAUACUGUUUUGCUUUUUUAAAAUUGUUUAGAAGCUUGAAAUAAACUUUUCACUUCUGGAAAAGUGUCAGCAUACAGACUUCAUUCCUUGUUUAAGUAAGAAGAGCAAAAUAAUGGUUUGCUCACCGAAGAAGAAUCAUUUUAAAUCUAUUAACAUAAAAAUUCAAUAGGUUUUCUCACUUUGUUGAAAUGGGUUAUCGUAGCUACACUAGAUGGCAGUAGAGUAUCAGACUGCUAUGUCACAACAGAUUUUCAUGGUGAUUUGUCAAGAAUUAAAUGUCUCCAGAGGUACAUCAUGAAGGUUAAAUGGUUUUUCUUGUCUGUGUUCGCAGUUAUUAUAGAAGGUUAUUUGUGAACUCAUGAUACAGCUAGCCAUGACUAAAGAUAUGUAAUAAACAACCAAGAGCUCAGAGAAAAAUGAAUUAGGAUGGUUAUAAUGAAAUGGAACUGAAAUCAUCUCAACCACUCAGUUUAUGGCAUGCAAAUCUUAGAGACGGAGAUACAAUGAGAGUUCAGUUACAAUGACUGAACCUCUAAAGCCCUGGUGCAAAUACUCACUCAAGCAUUAUCCAGGAAAAACAACCCCUGAGAGAUUAGGACUGUACCUUGUUAAAAAAAUCAUCAAAAUGAUUUAGAUGGCAUAAUGUAGAACAGGGGUCACCAAUCCUGGUCCUCGAGGGCCGGUGUCCUGCAUGUUUUACAUGUUUUGCUGCUUCAUUGCACCGUGAUAAAAGUGACUGUGUCGUUAAGAGAAUUGUGCAGACCUCAAUGACAAGCUGAUGACGAUGAUUAAUUAGAAUCAGGUGUGUUAAAGCAGAGAAAACUCUAAAACAUGCAGGACACCGGCCCUCGAGGACCAGGAGUGGUGACCCCUGAUCUAGAAAAUGAAAAUAGUCUCACAACUUGAGACCUAAAGCUAAGGAUUUGAUAUACUGCAUAUAAAGCUAUUUUCUCGGUUUGAAUAGUUAUUUUUGUAUGAUUGUGCUUAAGAUACAAAAUGCGCAAAAAUGUUUCUUAUUUUUGUUACCACGUUAAACAAUGAUGUCAAUUUAUGACUUAAUGCACGUCUGCCAGCAUUAACCAAGUCAACUAGGCUCUUCUUGCAUUAUAUGGCUUAUUUUCAAUACUGAAAUGUUAAAGUAAAUCAGAAAAAAUAUGUCAAAAUCAAUGUAACAUUUUCCUGAAAUGAAGGCAUUUUAUCCACUGUGUCUCCAAAGACAUAACAUAUGAAAUACAAAAUGUUUCCAGUCAGCUGAUCGCUUGACCUGUAGCCUCAUCACCUCACUUUUUCUUCACCGGGUUGUUUUCCCAUCCCUAGACGCCAUAACAUUUAUUGAUUUCUGAAGGUUGCUAGAAUGUCAUCACUGUCAUUGUCAACCUUAGAAUCACACAUUUUACAGAUACUAAGCUGCAC